AUGAGAAGAGUCUUUUUAAAACAAGCAAAACGGUUUCCAUGGAUAACUAACGUUACCUUAUACGGAUGUCUGUUUGCUGGCGGGGACUUUGCGCACCAGUGCAUAGCCCAAAGGGAGGAAAUUGACUGGAAUCACACACGUAAUGUCGGCGUGGUGGCCUUCAGUUUUCAUGGCAACUUUAAUUACUUCUGGUUACGGGGUUUGGAACGGCGUUUCCCCGGAAGAUCCGCCAGAAUGGUCCUGCGAAAACUGUUCUUGGAUCAAACGAUCGCAUCCCCGUUGGCGACUACCGUCUUCUAUACAGGGGUUAGUUUCCUCGAGGGUAAGGAGGAUGUUCUCGAAGACUGGAGGGAUAAAUUCCUCAACACUUACAAGACUGGACUCAUGUACUGGCCAUUUAUGCAGUUCCUGAAUUUUGUGCUGGUUCCGCUGUAUCUGAGGACAGCGGUCAUGGGCUGCAGUGCCUUCCUGUGGGCCGCAUUCCUGUGCUUCUCGCAGGAGAGCGGGGAUGGCACGGCCGCCGUGGCCCUGGCCUGGCUCCUCUCACCGCGCACCAAGCUCCCGCCUCUGGACAGCCGCGAGGAGAAGUGAAGUACUCGUGCCGUGAAACCGAAAAUGCAGCAGGCUGUGCCUUUUAUGUGGAAAGAUGCCUAAAGACCAUGCUUGUACCUAUCAAUGCUAAGGUCGUGAACCCUUCCUGCUUUCCUCAAAUUAGACUAAUGAAAUGAAUCAGCUGAUGUGUUCUGGCGUAUACCAAAACACUGUGUACCAAGUCACUGUUCAUCAGAUAAGUGAAAUGGGGAAAUUGUUUUAAAAAACGAAAACACACUUAAUUGCUCGAUCCAUUUUAAGGAUAAGACAUAUUGUAUUUAUAACUAAGUUUUAAUUAAAUAGUUUGCUUCUUGCUUAAAGCCAUCUGCCUGAAGUCUUCAUCGCUGAUUUAUUUACAGCAUUAUGUUCAACAGCAGUCAUAACAACAGUAACCAUGUAGCCACAACAAAACCAGGUAAUCAUAAUCCUUUUGUCUGUUGAAGGAAAAACAAAAGCGGCUGUUGUUAUUUAUUUACUCAGACAAAGCAAAGACCAGAGGUAUAUUAUUUAGGUGAGUAGUUAAAUAAAACUAUUGUUGGUUACUUGAAAUGUUUAUUCAAACAGAAUUACAUUACAUUACAUUAUUGGCAUUUGGCAGACGCUCUUAUCCAGAGCGACGUACAACAAAGUGCAUACCCAUAACCAGGGAUAAGUUCGCUGAAAGACCCUAGAGGUAAGUACAAGAAUAGGUUGCCAUUGACCCAGGUACCUUACAUUCAAACAGAAAGGUCAAGCAGCCUAUCAGAAUAGAGCAGCAUGUUCUGUAUUGCUGUCACAUCUGCACUAGUCUCGUAGAAAAGCUUGGUGUUUCAAUAGAUGGCACAUAAUUGUAUAAAGCAUAGCUUGUCAACCAAUUAGGUUCUGAUGAUGAAUUUGAUACUUUUUUCCUGCAACAUACACCAGAAAGACACAUAUUCAUGAAAUCUAACAUGGUGUCAAUAAGUUAAAACAUACCUCAUGUAAUUGUUUGUAGCCCAAAAAUAAUUAUGUUGACUGUUGGAGAACCAUUGCUCAUUUACUUGUUGCAAGAUCAUAGAAAAGUGGUAAUUCCUAUUGGUGGUGAUCUAUUUCACUUGUCCUGUGUGUUUGUCUGCUCACAUUUAUAGCUUUUUGAAUCUGCCAACCUCUGUACUGCAUUUUUGUGGAAUA
Conger conger (European conger) is the source of this 1740-nucleotide messenger RNA. It is a transcript of the gene mpv17l, whose product is annotated as MPV17 mitochondrial membrane protein like. The transcript is spliced from 4 exons. Gene Ontology annotation, cellular component: cytoplasm; membrane. Bases 1 to 591 code for a protein of 196 amino acids. The record is from RefSeq and is a predicted model, not a curated record. NCBI's taxonomy places the organism in Eukaryota, Metazoa, Chordata, Actinopteri, Anguilliformes, Congridae.